Messenger RNA from Closterium sp. Yama58-4, 927 nucleotides. Lineage: Eukaryota; Viridiplantae; Streptophyta; Zygnematophyceae; Desmidiales; Closteriaceae. The record is from the annotation of a GenBank genome assembly.
AUGCGGGGAGCACGUCGUCCAACCUCCUUCCCCGGACCUCUCAUUUCCCCUCCCUGUUCCCUCAUUUCCCCCCCUCCCUCUCUCUUUUCCCCCACUACUCCUACCCCUUGUUUCCCCCUCUGCUUACCCUCGUUCCCCCCUCUCUUUUCCCUUAUUUCCCCCUCUCCUCUCCCUCGUUCCCCCCUCUCCAUCCCAUCAUUUCCCCCUCUGCUUCCCCUCGUUCCCCCCCUCCAUCCCCUGAUUUCCCCCUCCUUUCCCCCACUGCUUCCCCUCCUUUCCCCCACUGCAUCCCCUCCUUUCCCCCGCUGCUUCCCUCCUUUCCUCCGCUGCUUCCCCUCCUUUCCCCCACUGCUUCCCCUCCUUUCCCCCACUGCAUCCCUCCCCCCCACUGCUUCCCCUCCUUUCCCCCAUUGCAUCCCCUCCUUUCCCCCACUGCUUCCCCUCCUUUCCCCCCGUGCUUCCCCUCCUUCCCCCCGUUUCCCUCACUGCCUCCGCUCCCGCUGCCCUUCUCUCACCUGUCCAUCCCUUGCCUCCCCUUCGCAUCCGUCUAAAGCCGUGAGCGAAAUCAGACACAACUUUCCCUCACAUCCCCUCUCCCUCCCCCCGUUUGUUACCCAUCCCUCCCCCUGUUUGUUACCCAUCCAUCUCCCUUUCCUUCCCCUCGUUCCCCCCUCUCCUUCCCCUCGUUCCCCCUCGCCUUCCCCUCGUUCCCCCCUCUCCUUCCCCUCGUUCCCCCCUCUCCUUCCCCUCGUUCCCCCUCUCCUUCCCCUCGUUCCCCCCUCUCCUUCCCCUCGUUCCCCCCUCUCCUUCUCCUCGUUCCCCCCUCUCCUUCCCCUCGUCCCCCCCUCUCCUUCACCUCAUUUCCCCCUCUGCUUCUCCUCGUCCCCCCCUCUCCUAGCCCUCAUUACCCCCUCUCUCUCAAAAUAA